Messenger RNA from Cornus florida, 1195 nucleotides. RefSeq names its product vacuolar protein sorting-associated protein 20 homolog 2-like. Lineage: Eukaryota; Viridiplantae; Streptophyta; Magnoliopsida; Cornales; Cornaceae. Gene Ontology annotation, biological process: late endosome to vacuole transport via multivesicular body sorting pathway; vesicle budding from membrane. The record is from RefSeq and is a predicted model, not a curated record. The transcript is spliced from 6 exons. The coding region runs from base 229 to 912 and encodes 227 amino acids. Gene Ontology annotation, cellular component: multivesicular body; ESCRT III complex.
CACACACACACACAAAUAUGCAGUUGAAUUGAGCUUCAUGUUUUAACCUUGACCAGCGAAGAAGCUUCAUCGGAGGGAGGGUUGGAACAGUGAUGCGAAAGCUCACUAAUCUAGGGCUUCCCAAACACUUGUUCAUCCAAGUCCGGCCGAUCCAUCUCCUGGAAAACUAGCUUCAAAGCAAAUUCCGAAAGGUAUAUAUAUAUAUAUACAUAUGUUCUUCUGAUUAUAAUGGGGAAUAUAUUCGUAAAAAAACCCAAGAUAACGGACGUUGAUCGAGCAAUUCUCACUCUCAAGACUCAGAGGCGUAAGCUUGCCCAAUAUCAACAGCAGCUGGAAGCUGUCAUCGAAGCUGAAAAGCAAGCUGCAAGGGACUUGCUUCGUGAGAAGAAGAAAGACAGAGCCUUGUUAGCAUUGAAGAAGAAGAAGGUGCAAGAAGAAUUAUUGAAGCAGGUUGAUGCAUGGCUUAUUAAUGUUGAGCAACAAGUUGCAGAUAUUGAAUUGGCUAGCAAGCAGAAGGCUGUUUUUGAUAGUUUGAAGGCCGGUAAUAAUGCAAUGAAAGCUUUACAAAGUGAGAUCAACUUGGAGGAUGUUCAAAAACUGAUGGAUGAUACUGUUGAAGCAAAAGCUUAUCAAGAUGAAAUUAACGCAAUUUUGGGGGAGAAACUAUCAGCAGAAGAUGAAGAGGAAGUUUUACUAGAAUUUGAGAACCUGGAAACUCAGAUCGCACUCCAAGAUAUGCCAGAAGUUCCUACUCAAGUGGAAUCUCCAGAAGAACAUGAGAUGAAGUUGGACCUACCUGACGUACCAGCAAAAGCACCUGUUGCUUCCAAGGUAAUUGCUGAGGAUGCUCAAGAUGUUUCAGCUGGAGUUUCUAGUAGGACAAAAGUCAUGGAGGAACCAUUGCCUGCUUGAGAAGGGAAAACACCCAUGUGCAAGUUAUCAGUGGAUACCGUUAUUAUAUGACAUUCAUACUGCCAUUCCGUUCUGUGGAGUUGUUCGUGAUCACAGAUGAACCUUCUCCAGGCAGCCUGCACGUUUAAUUGUACUUCUAUUUUUUUUUUUUUUUUUUAAUAAAUUGGUUUGGAUUUUGUAAUUGUGUACAUUUUUACGAGUUUUUUUAUCGCAAAAAUCAACAUUGUAUCUGUACAGAUUAGAUACUACAUUAAUUUUGGUGUUGCGAAACUACUCAUUUGUA